Cordyceps militaris CM01 is the source of this 1665-nucleotide messenger RNA. RefSeq names its product Fungal transcriptional regulatory protein. The transcript has a single exon. The coding region runs from base 1 to 1665 and encodes 554 amino acids. Gene Ontology annotation, biological process: regulation of DNA-templated transcription. The record is from RefSeq and is a predicted model, not a curated record. Gene Ontology annotation, molecular function: DNA-binding transcription factor activity, RNA polymerase II-specific; zinc ion binding. NCBI's taxonomy places the organism in Eukaryota, Fungi, Ascomycota, Sordariomycetes, Hypocreales, Cordycipitaceae.
AUGCGGCUCAAACGCGGUGUCGAGCGCGCCUCGUGCGAUUUUUGCCACGGCCGAAAGAUCCGGUGCGACCGGUCGGUGCGCGCCGCGCGCGGGAUCGACGGGUGCUCCGCGUGCGCGCGGCGAUCCCUGGCCUGUCUUGUCAACGAGUCGAACCACGCGGGACGCAGCGUGCGGCCGUCGCCGCCCGGCCAGCCGCAAAGCCCAGCAUCGCCAUCAUCAUCUACGCUUGUGGUGUCCCCGCCGGCCGUCGUCCCCUUUGCGGCGCACGAGAGCCUGUUUGGCCUCGACGCGGAGAGCGCCUUUUUUCUGGACCAAAUCUUCAUGGGACCGCUCGCCGCCGCCGAGUGGACGACGCGCGAUGCGUGCCCGGGUCUCGCCCCCGGACCCGCGGCGGCGGCGCCGGAGGAGGAGGAGCCCGCCGGCAUCGACCACUACCGCGACACGUGGCAGGGCCUGUCGCGCGCCGUCUUCCUGCGCGCCGUCCGGGCUUACUUUGCCUACGCGGCGCUGGCCCUGCCGCUGACGCUCGAGGACGCCUUUUGGGCGGACGUGCGGACGGGCGCCGCCAGCGCCGCGCUCGUCUGCGCCGUGGCCUGCCGCGGCAUGCCCUUCACCGGACACCGCGACCGGUGGCCGCUGCAGCGGCGCCUGGCCGUCCGGUUCAAGGACGUCUUCCUGCAGGGGCAGCAGCAGCAGGCCGGCGGCGCCCGGAGCACCACGCCGCUGGACGACGUCGAGGCGCUCGCGCUCAUGGCCGACUUUGCCUACGACGGGGCGGACGUGUCCGGGCCGGAGCGGCUGUUCCUGUCCAAGAAGGCGCUGGUCCUGAUGGCGCUGGAGAUGCGGCCGGCGACGACGGUGCUUUGUCGGGCCGCGGAGCGGCAUUCGCUGCUCUUCUGGCACGUGUAUGGGCUGGACGCCUUUGCCUGCCUGGAUGCGGGGACGGCGUCGCGCAUCCCCGCGACCGAGACGCUGCCGCACCUGCGGGACACGGGCUCGGGCUACCUGGACGCGGUGCUGUCGCUGGCCCUGGUCGCGCGCGCGAUCCUGCAAACCCUGAGCGGGUCGGCGCGCCACGGCGUCGCGUACGCCGACGUUGCGGCGCUCUACGAGCGGCUCGAGUCGUGGCGGGACGUCUCGUGCCCGCCUCGCCUGCGGCACUGGCGGGGCGGCGGCGGCGGCGACGAGGGCGAGCAUCUGCACGUCCAGCGGGCGGUGCUGCACCUGCUGCGCAUCAACUGCUACAUGCAGAUCGAGAACUGGGCUUCCGAGCAUGGCGUCGGCGCCGCGGCUAUGGAGGACCAGAUGACGGGCCCGCGCAUCGAGUUUGAGAGUCUCCGGGCCGUCAACGAGGGUGCUGAGCUUGCAGAGUGGCUGAAUGGCUGCCACGUGGGAGAGUUUGCCGUGGUGGACCUUGCGCCGAAUAUACUGAGAGAUAUCAAUGCCGGUCUGGGUGUUUGGACAUGCUUGCAUGGCAUACAGCAGCUUGCAAAGUCGUCGUAUCAUGUACAUGGGCAGUCUUUGAAGUGUGCAUUGGAGACGCACUUGGAAACGGCACGCUUGUUUCGCUCGACGGUUGCAACGGCCGUUUCGCAUCGUGACACGACUACUGUGCUUGAGAGGGUUGAUGAACAAGUAGCUGCUCUGCAAACACACAUGGAAUAG